This is a messenger RNA of Eremomyces bilateralis CBS 781.70, 1334 nucleotides long. RefSeq lists its product as uncharacterized. The transcript is spliced from 6 exons. Lineage: Eukaryota; Fungi; Ascomycota; Dothideomycetes; Eremomycetales; Eremomycetaceae. The record is from RefSeq and is a predicted model, not a curated record. The coding region runs from base 57 to 1334 and encodes 425 amino acids.
CUCCUCCCAAAUUGCCUGGCUUUUGAAGUUCAAAUUGAGUGAGCCCUGCAUUAGCCAUGAAGCCCUUCGUAGUCCUAUCAGUCGCGGCCAUUGCUAGCUCUGCAGCCGUUCCGAAUCUUGUCUCUCGCCAACUUGGAAACUUUCUAUCCCUGUUCGGCGUCGGUGGUGCCGUCCAAGCCCCGAUCCUAAACCAGGAGCUGAAGCCACAACACGACCCGGCAGCGAAGCGUGAACUCAAAGUAUGGGGACCGUUCAAACUCCAGCCCGCCAACAGCACGCACGGAAAACCGAAUGGGCUGAAGCUCGAUCCAAGCAGUGAUGUUGUCAGCGCGGCACUGAGCGGUAUCUGCAAUGGGUGUAUGGUACUGGAAGCCCAGGGGCAAAUGUCGUUUGCGAAUGGCUCCCGCCAGGAUAUUCAAUUCGGAGUGUAUACGCAUCACAUCCUUUUUGCUGAUAUCGGGCGUCCGGCAGUCAGUCUACCCCUCGGAGCUGUCUGCCCCGACGGUAUUAAGAAUGCAGGUGGCUUCGCAGGCCAAGGUGCAGCCCUCGCAGGCAGUGGUCCACCGCCAGGAGUGACUGCAAGUGGCCCACCAGGGCAGAGCGAAGGUCACUCUCAUGGACGCAAGCGCCAGGCGCCACCGGGUUCUAAAAUCCCUCCAAUAUCCAUCUUAGUCGGGAAUGGAGAAGAUGCAUCUCCACUGGUGUUUGCGUCGAAGGACCCAUCAGUCAAGAGCGGGUUCUACAUCGGCGAGGAGGACAAGUUCGGCCUCAUGGCAGAAGUGAUAAAUUAUGACAACCACGAUAAGGAUGUCUGGUUCUCAGUCGAUAUCGAAUACAUCGAGGGGCCUCGUGAGCCGGACUAUUUGGACGUCGGUGGUGGAGCUUUGAAUAUCGAUGGCUGCAGUCGUGGACUGGCAUUCCAUCCACCAGCUGAUAAAGCGGUCUCCUAUACUUCGAAUGACUUUAUCGUCGGCGCAGACGGAUACCUUCUAAAUUUUACCCCUCACCUCCACGAUGGGGGUAUAAAUAUCGAAGUGUUCCGUAAUAAAACACUGGUAUGCCACUCAGACGCCGUCUACGGUGACGGCGAAGGUACGACUGCGAUCGGCGGGGAAGCAUGGGAGACCAUCACAGCAUAUACACCUUGUGAGAAGGCCGUAAAGGUGUCAAAGGGGGACAUCCUCAGUAUGUCUGCGGAAUAUGACCUAACGAAGCACCGACUGCGGCCCGAUUCCAAUAACCAUGAAAUGGGAGCCGAAGCGAUGGCGCUUGCAACAUACGUGUACGCACGAGAGCCUGUUGCACCGGCACCGGCACCGGCAGUGGAGGAAUAG